AUGAUAGAAACAUACAGCCAACCUUCUCCCAGAUCUGUGGCUACUGGGCUUCCAGCGAGCAUGAAGAUUUUUAUGUAUUUACUUACUGCUUUUCUUAUCACCCAGAUGAUUGGGUCGGUGCUUUUUGCUGUGUAUCUUCAUAGAAGAUUGGAUAAGGUAGAGGAGGAAGCAAGCCUUCACGAGGAUUUUGUAUUCGUAAAAAAGCUAAAGAGGUGCAACAAAGGAGAAGGGUCCUUAUCCUUGCUCAACUGUGAGGAGAUGAGAAGGCAAUUUGAAGACCUUGUCAAGGAUAUAACGUUAAACAAAGAAGAGAAAAAAGAAAAGAGCUUUGAAAUGCAAAGAGGUGAUGAGGAUCCUCAAAUUGCAGCACAUGUUGUAAGUGAGGCCAACAGUAACGCAGCAUCUGUUCUUCAGUGGGCGAAGAAAGGAUAUUAUACCAUGAAAAGCAACUUGGUAGUGCUGGAAAAUGGGAGACAGCUGACGGUUAAAAGAGAAGGACUCUAUUAUGUCUACACCCAAGUCACCUUCUGCUCUAAUCGGGAACCUUUGAGUCAACGUCCAUUCAUCGUCAGCCUCUGGUUGAAGCCUAGCAGUGGGUCGGAGAGAAUCUUACUCAGGGCAGCGAAUACCCACAGUUCCUCCAAGCUUUGUGAGCAACAGUCCAUUCACUUGGGCGGAGUAUUUGAAUUACAAGCAGGUGCUUCUGUGUUUGUCAACGUGACUGAAGCAAGCCAAGUGAUCCACGGAAUUGGCUUCUCAUCUUUUGGCUUACUCAAACUCUGA
Rattus rattus (black rat) is the source of this 783-nucleotide messenger RNA. RefSeq names its product CD40 ligand (gene Cd40lg). Bases 1 to 783 code for a protein of 260 amino acids. The record is from RefSeq and is a predicted model, not a curated record. Gene Ontology annotation, molecular function: tumor necrosis factor receptor binding. Gene Ontology annotation, cellular component: membrane. Lineage: Eukaryota; Metazoa; Chordata; Mammalia; Rodentia; Muridae. Gene Ontology annotation, biological process: immune response. The transcript is spliced from 5 exons.